This is a messenger RNA of Cryptosporidium muris RN66, 1788 nucleotides long. RefSeq lists its product as uncharacterized. Bases 1 to 1788 code for a protein of 595 amino acids. The record is from RefSeq and is a predicted model, not a curated record. Lineage: Eukaryota; Apicomplexa; Conoidasida; Eucoccidiorida; Cryptosporidiidae. The transcript has a single exon.
AUGGAAUUAAUAAAUGGUUCACAAAUAGAUAAAUCAAGUAUAGCUCUUCUAGCAUCUCAUUUAAUAACAAAUUUUAUGACAAAACAAGAGUUUUUAGAAGAAUGUAAAGUUCAAUUACCUAUACAUAAACCAUAUUUAAAUAAAUCUGAAGUUUAUUUGCUUUGUUUGAAUGCUUUAAAGGAAGUUUCAAGAAUAAUUGGUGAAAGUUCUUCAGGAAAGUUAUUAUCAAAAGAUAAACUACCAAAUAUCACUGAAAAUAUUAUAAAUUUUUCCCCAAAAGAAAAAAAGGAAAAAGAACAUAUUAUUAGAGGUUAUGAAAGACUCCUUGAUCAAGUUGUUGAUAUAUUUUACAAUGAUUUAUAUUUUGACGAAGACUUAUUGGAGGAAGAUAACGAUUUAAUUUCUAAUUCUUUAAAAGAAUUAGCUAUAAAUGAAAUCACUAAUUUAAAUAAUAAUGAUUUAGAAAAUUUAAAGGAAAAGAGUACCCCUACAAAAUAUAGUAAGAUAGAGUAUCCAAAACAAUUAUAUCCUUUAGCAGUUGAAGUUCUAUUAACUUUAGAUUAUGAUGAUUUGGUAAUUUGGGAAUCAUUACCACUUUUACUGCAAAUCCGUAUAUUAAAUAAUUAUAUUUUAUAUCUUUUAAUAGAAAAGAAGUUAAAUUAUUCAAAAUUUGAAAAUCAUAAACUAUUUGUUAAUGCUUUUAUUUCAUCAAUGAAUGCUCCAGAGAAAUUAGAGAUACCAUCAGAUGAAGGUAUAAGAGAAGCUAGAAUGGAAUUAUGCAAAUUAGGUAUACUUUAUAAGCCUGGAAUAGAUAUAGAACCUUUUAAGACUUUAUUUAGUGUCCCUAAUCAUUCCCUUGAUUUAUGGAAAAAAUUACCAUUUGAGCUACAACUUGAGCUAUUAGUAGCAUUUAUUUAUAGUAUUAGAAAUAAUAACGAUUUGGAAUUAAAUAAGUAUCUGUUUUAUAAUUUAAGAAAAAAUAAAUUUCCAGAUGGUAUACAAAAUAUAAUAAAGCAAUAUUUGUUAAAAAAAUUUAUUAUAGAAGAGAAUAAUGUAGAGUUAGCGUAUCAACACUUUAGGAAGAUAUUAUUUUAUGCUUAUAAAGUAGGAAUGAAGGAUUUGGAAGAUAAAAAUUUAGAGGAUACAGCAAUAGUAUUACAAGAUCCAUUUGCUACACUACAAAAAAUUAAUAUUCCUAAUAAUUCAGAAAUAAAAGAGGAAGAAGCAAUAAGUAUUGCUGAAACUGAAGUUAAAGAAAAUAUUGGGGAUACACCAAUUGAUUUAAAGAAAGAAACAAAAUCUGAUACAUUAAUAAAUAAAGAAAUAAAUAAAAACUCUAAAGAAAUUAGACCAAUUUUGAAAAAACAAUCAAAAUUUAUAACAGAUAAAAAUAAUAUUUAUAGUAAAAUAGAGUAUCCACAGAAAACUUUACCAAAAAAAGAACAAAAGUUAGAGGCUACUUUAUUAGAAGGGUUUAAUAAAGCAAAGAUUAUAAAAUCUGCUAAUUUAGUAGGUGGAAUUAAAUCAAAUUUUCAGGAAAGACCUGAUUUAAGAAUUAUUCCAGUACAUGAUAUUAAGAGUAAUGGUUUAAAAAUUGUUGAUGCUAGUGGUUUUAGUGUUAUACCUUCCACUGCAAAAUCUCUUUCCUAUAGCCCUAAAGAAGGUGGCUGGAUUAUCAAUACUGAAAAUAAUCAGUUUGAAAAAGACGGUGAACUUAAUAAUGAUGAGAAAAUAGAAACUAGUGGUGAUAAUGAGUUUAAUGAAGAUCAAGGGAGAAAUUGGAGAUAA